Molecule: messenger RNA, 651 nt
Organism: Meloidogyne enterolobii
Lineage: Eukaryota; Metazoa; Nematoda; Chromadorea; Rhabditida; Meloidogynidae
Source: the annotation of a GenBank genome assembly
AUGAAUCACCGAACUUGUUUGGAUUGGCUUUUCUUUUGGUGUGCACUUUGGCGUAUUGAUCCUAGUUUAAUUACGACAGAAAAAAUUGUUUUAAAAGGAGAAGUAAAAUAUUUGCCUGGGUGGGCAAUGGCAUAUAAUGCUUUUCUUCUUUUGGAUAGAAAUUUCCUUACGGAUAAGGCUCGUAUUGAAACUUUUGUCGAAUAUUAUGCUCGAAUGGAUCGAAAAUAUCAUGAUAAAUGUGCUAGAGCAACCGAGAGAAGCAAUAGUUUUGCAAAGAAAAAUGAUUUAGUCCAAUAUGAAUAUUUAUUGCAUCCUAGGACACUUGGAUUUGUUUUUUUGUUACAAAAAAUGCGAAAAGAAAAAUGUGUUGAUUAUAUUUAUGAUGUUACUGUUGGUUAUGGCGACCAAAUUGUUCAAUCAGAAACUGAUUUGGUUUUGCGCGGAAUGUGUCCAAAAGAUGUUCAUUAUUUAAUCCAACAAAUACCUGAUUCUUCUUUGCCAAAAGAUGAUGAACAAUUAGAGAAAUGGUUAAAAGAUAAGUGGGCGAAGAAAGAGAAAAUUCUUCAUAAUUUUUAUAAAGAGAAGGGAUUUCGACGUCAAAAUGGUUGGUCAUCUCAAUUUAAGAAUUUUCAGGUAAAUUUAUAUUUUUGA